AUAAAAUUGUUGGAUACCCAGUUUGUCCAAAUGAAAGUUGCAACACAACAUGUUAUUCCAUCUUUACAGGGUGCCACCCCAUGUUGCUCAUAACAACACAAACCGACAAGCCAGCAGUCUAAGCGACCAUCCUAACCCCGAAAUUCUCUAACACACGAUGCUUAAAGUAAACCAAGCAAUCACCACGUAAAUCGAGCCUAAACCACCAUCACACAGGGAAUAUUAAACAAAAUUGUAGCCAGAAACGACACUGAUCGAUCUCUACUUCUAAACGACCCUAUAUAUGUGGCUAUAUAUAAUCAUACGCUACCCCAUAUCGCGGUGCAGUAAUCACACACUAAUCACUAAUCACUCACUCACUCUCACUCUCGCUCCAGUCUAGCUCUAGUAAAGCAGCUAGCUAGCUCGUAGCUCGCAAUGCGAAGCAACAGCAUGAAGGCGGCGACCACGGCGUGCAUGCCGCGGCUGGUGCGCGGCGGCUGCCGCGCGUCGACGGCGAGGCCGGCGGCGUCGGUGUCGCUGCUGGAGCGCAUCCGCGACGUCGUGCUCCGCCUCAUCAUGCUCUCCGCCGUGUCCAAGGCGUCGGUCAAGCGCACCGGCGGCGGCAAGGCGUCGUCGUCCUCCUCGCCGCGCGCCGCGCCGCCGCCGCCGGUGAUGACGUCGUGCCGCCGCGACGACUCGAUCAGGAACGAGGCCGUCGAGGACUGCAUCGAGUUCCUGAAGCGGUCGUCGGCCGAGGGCGACGCGGCGAAGCUGUCGAGCGUGACCGCCGCCGAGACGGUGGCCGUAGCGCGCGAUCUGGCCAUGGCCACCACCAAGCCGUCGUCGCCGUCGUGCGCGAUCACCACCGACGACGCGGUGACCGCGCACGGCGCCGCCCCGGUGAAGCAGCCUACCAUAUUGGCGAGCACCUCGCCGCAUCUUCGCCAGCCUCGCCUGUCACCGCCGGCGCCGUCUACCUCGCCGGCGGCAGCCUCUUCCAGCCCUAGGUUGGUGUAGAGAAUCGAUCAACCUAGGACAUGAACAGGUCGCUGGAAUUGUUUAACGAAUUAAACCAUUUCAUAAUUUGUUGCUACAUCUUUCGUCGCCUUUUGUGAAUGCUUUUUCAUUUUGAUUGGAUGCAAAUUAAAUUAAAAAUGAACAAGUGCUCGACGCACACUCGAGAGCAAAGUGGAGUGGUUAAUGAGUGUGCCUGAAGACGUACGGGUCACUCCUUUAAUCAAAUCCCUUUUUGAUUUUUAA
Molecule: messenger RNA, 1242 nt
Organism: Oryza sativa Japonica Group (Japanese rice)
Lineage: Eukaryota; Viridiplantae; Streptophyta; Magnoliopsida; Poales; Poaceae
Source: RefSeq, a predicted model, not a curated record